AACGCACACAGCCAGCUGGAAAUCGAAAAAUAAAAAAAAUAUUUAACUAAAAAACGCGGAGACAAAAACCGAUACCCACGAGUUCUCGAAAUCGCUGUAAAAUUUGAAUUUCAAAUGACCUAAGGAUCUUGCUCCAGUUUUUUGUGUGCUUUCUGUGUUCCCUAUAAAAGAGUGAUAGCUGCGGGUUCGAGUGUCAGAACAGAUCAAGAUGCUGAGGUGGCCAGUGGUUUGCCUACUGCUCCCGCUUUUGGCCACGGCCAAGUUUUUCGAUCGCUGUGAGUUGGCCAAUUUGCUGCAGCACCGUUUUGGCCUUCCUGCCGCCCAGGUGGCCACCUUGGUGUGCAUAGCCCAGCACUCGAGUGACUUUAAUACGGCUGCCUUUGGCGGAGGAGCAGGACUGGGCGGUGGUUCCCAUGGUCUCUUCCAGAUCAGUGAUGUCUACUGGUGCUCGCCACCGGGUCAGGGAAAGGGUUGCGGGCUGAGUUGCUCCAGUUUGCGGGACGAUGACAUCGCCGACGAUGUCCUGUGCGUAAGGAAGAUCUAUGCAGAGCACCAGAGGAUCAGCGGAGAUGGUUUCACCGCCUGGCAGGCUUAUGGAGCCUACUGCAGCCAUGAUGCAGCCUCCUAUGUGGCAGGAUGUGGAGGUCCUGGCAGCACAGCUCUCGCGGUGGCCGCCUCCUACCAGAAACCCCAGCAAGUUCAGGUUCACAGCUAUCCUGUGACUCAAUACUACCACCAGGUGGCUCAAGUCCAGCCGCAGGGUAAAAUCUACAGCCGUUGCGAGCUGGCCCAAGAACUGUUUUACCAGCACAAGCUGCCCAUGCCGCAGAUUCCCACCUGGGUGUGCAUUGCCCAGCAUGAGUCCUCCUUCAACACAGCUGCCGUGGGUCGCCUGAAUGCUGAUGGCAGUGCGGAUCAUGGUCUCUUCCAGAUCAGCGACCUCUUCUGGUGCACCCACGAUCAGAGGGCUGGAAAGGGAUGCCAUGCCACCUGCAAUCAGUUCCUGGACACCAGCAUUGCCGACGAUGUGCAGUGCAUCCGGAGGAUCCAUCAGGAGCACACUCAGAUCUCGGGAGAUGGCUUCAAUGCCUGGACCGUGUACCAGAGGAACUGCCUCAAUCAGCACUACGAACAGGUGGCAGCCUGUUUUGCCAAGCCUCCGACUCACCAGCACCCCAAUGCCAUUGGGGGAGGAGGAGGUCCUGUGAAGCCCAAGGAAUUGGCCACCUGGGUGUGCAUCGCCGAGCAUGAGUCCUCCUUUAAAACGGCAGCUGUGGGUCGCCUGAAUGCGGAUGGGAGUGCGGAUCACGGGCUCUUCCAGAUCAGCGAUCUUUACUGGUGCACACAUGGCGAUGGAGGCGGCAAGGGCUGUCACAUCGACUGCAAUCGCCUGCUGGACUCGGAUAUCACGGAUGAUGUCAGGUGUGUGAGGACCAUCUACGAGGAGCACACUAGGAUUUCGGGGGAUGGUUUCACCGCCUGGACUGUCUACAAUGGACACUGCAGGCAGAAGACUAGAGCUGAUAUCGCCGGCUGUUUCGAGGGUAAAGAUCUGCCCGGGGAAGUGGCGAAACCACCUAGGGGAAACGAGCUGGUCAAGAAGGCAUCUCCACAUUCGAAGGGAAAAAUCUACAACCGCUGUGAGCUGGCCAAAGAACUGUACCACAAGCAUAAGUUACCCAUGAAGGAGAUUCCCACCUGGGUUUGCAUAGCACAACAUGAGUCCUCUUUCAAUACAGCAGCUGUGGGAAAACUGAAUUCAGAUGGCAGUGAGGAUCAUGGUCUGUUCCAGAUCAGCGAUAUCUACUGGUGUUCCCAUGACCAGACAAGUGGCAAGGCCUGCCACAUUGAAUGCGAUCGUUUGCUGGAUUCAGAUAUAUCCGAUGACGUUCAGUGCAUACGAACAAUCCACGAAGAACACACACGACUCUCCGGAGAUGGCUUUAAUGCCUGGACUGUCUACAAUGGACAUUGCAGAAAUCAGAACUUGGCCCAGUUGAGCGACUGCUUCGAAGGAAAUGAGAUUGCAGAGGCGGAUAAGAUCAGCCCUUAUGGAGAGAGGCCACAAGUGAAGCCUCAUCAGUUGUUGCUCGAGAGCCCACAGCAAAAGAAAGCAGCCAAUCAAAAUUAUGUGGGAAAUCCCUUCCUACAAGCAGCUAAGCAACCCACAAAAGUUAAAAAUAAAAUUACGAAUAAUAUAUCAGCUCCCAAGGAGCCACAAAGCAAUAAACUCUAUGCAUCCAAUCCAUUUUUCAACAACCAACUACAGAACAAACCUAACCUGGCAUCCCAAAAACCCAACUAUGAACGCAAUCCCUUCCUGAAAGCCCCAAUGUUAAUUACACCCACUGCCCUUACUUUACACACUUCAGGAGAAGUCAAGCCCCAUGUCAGUUUAUCCUAUGCCCAGAAUCCAUUCCUCAGUCUACUAGGCAAACCAAUUGUACCCGCUCAAGCACCCAUCAAGUCCAAGCCCCAGCCCAAGCCCUCGAGCCCAAGUCAUAGUCCAUCUAAGCCCACUCAGCUGGUCAACAGACCCUAUGUCAGCAGCGACAGCUUCCGCAAUGAGGUGAUUAAAUUUACGGCCACCUCUGCGGCAGCAGCAACAACUUCCAGCGUUACAAAGCAAUCUGUAACAACAACCACACGGAAACCUUUGACAGCGACCACAAGAAAACCAGUCUCAACUGCGGCCAAAACAACUAGCUUGCCGUUAUGGUCAUGGCAAACUUCUACGACCGCUAAGCCCACUAUAACAGAAAGUGGUAAUCGCUUUACGGCCACAACGAAAGCAUCAGCAUAUCCAACAACCACUCGAUCGGUGAUAACCAAUGGGCCCACUACUCGUCCAACUAUUGGGGCGGUUACUAGAGCAACUACUCGGGCCACGGCUCAUUCAACUUAUGGCUCAAUCCGCACAACAGCUCGUCCAAAUUUAUACUUAAACACUAACCCAACUACUCGUUCAACAACACGAUUAACUACUACUCCAACGCGAAGUCCAGUUUCAACAACUCAAAAACUCCAAUCAACAACAUCGAGACCAAUAACAGUAAGCAAAGCCAACACUCGGCCCAUAUCAACUGUUCGACCAAUUACAACCACUCAGAAAUCUACAACAACCAAGACAACAAAUCGAUAUUCUGCCUUAUAUUCACCAUCCCAUUCUCCAAACUUAACAACAAAAACUACAACCCGUUAUACCACUACUUCUCGCCCAACAACCAAUUCUCAAUACCAAUAUAUAUCUGUAAAUAAACCCAGCACAGCACCAAAAACAGUAAGCAAACCCACCACUCGACCUAUUACAACUAUUCGGCCAAUUACAACCACUCACCAAUCUUUUAUAACCAAGACCACAAAUCGAUCUGCUGCCCUAUAUUCACCAACCUAUCGUCCAAAUUCAACAACAAAAACUACAACUCGUUCUACCACUACUACUCGUCCAACAACCAAGUUCCAGAACCACUAUAUAUCUGUUAAUAAACCCACCACACGACCAACUGCACCUACUCGUUUAACCACAAUUCGAUACUCACCAACAACUCAGCAACCUUCGACAACGAGAACCACCAACCGUUACUCACCAACAACUCACCAACCUUCGACAACGAGAACCACCACUCGUUACUCAACGAUAACGGCACCAAUCACUCGUCAAGGAAGCACCACACCAAGGCCAUAUUUAUUUACCUCAACAACGAAAAAGAGUGCCACCACUAAGAAUCCCUUUGAUCAUCCGUUUUUCCAGAAAUUCAAUGCAAAGUUUGAGAAAGGAUCAACAACUCAAGUGCAAAAUCAAAAAGCGACCACAGCUAAUAAAAAUCAAACUACCAUCAGUCCUUAUCAUGCUAAAUAUGAAGAGACCAAGAUCAAAACAGGAGCUAAAACAAUUCUUUCCUAUGAGAUUGGCCAAAACAGAAAUACAACGAGGCCAAAAAGUGCCUUUGAUGUUUACCUAAAUUGGAACCAAAAUUUGGCUGGUAACCAUUAGCUUGACACUCUUGAGACUUGUAAAUAUGCGUUUUUGAUCGAUGUAAUACCACUAGUUUAGCAUAAUGGCAAAAUACUCAUGCAUUAUUAAUCCGUAAGCCUUAUAAAUAGGAUUUAGA
Molecule: messenger RNA, 4112 nt
Organism: Drosophila subpulchrella
Lineage: Eukaryota; Metazoa; Arthropoda; Insecta; Diptera; Drosophilidae
Exons: 2
Coding region: 209-3994 (1261 amino acids)
Source: RefSeq, a predicted model, not a curated record